This is a messenger RNA of Ambispora gerdemannii, 144 nucleotides long. Lineage: Eukaryota; Fungi; Glomeromycota; Glomeromycetes; Archaeosporales; Ambisporaceae. The record is from the annotation of a GenBank genome assembly.
AUGUAUGGUAGUUCGCAUGGAGAAUGUGUUCAUUUACCAAGUGAUACCGAUGAUGCAAAGCCCGCACCACUGUUACUUCCAUCAAAGCUAAAGUGUUUUGUCGAGUCUUAUACAGGGAUGAAUAGUCCAAGAAGUGGACAUUGA